This is a messenger RNA of Rhodotorula toruloides NP11, 7221 nucleotides long. Its product is annotated as reverse transcriptase. The record is from RefSeq and is a predicted model, not a curated record. Gene Ontology annotation, molecular function: RNA-DNA hybrid ribonuclease activity; nucleic acid binding. Lineage: Eukaryota; Fungi; Basidiomycota; Microbotryomycetes; Sporidiobolales; Sporidiobolaceae. The transcript has 4 exons. The coding region runs from base 1 to 7221 and encodes 2406 amino acids.
AUGCCUCACUCACUUUCCCUCCCCUUCCAGUCUGUCCUCUCGCCCGAAUCGUCGGCUUCACCGCCUUACCGCACCGUUCUCAAGCCUGAAGAGCUCGAGAAGGUGUUCGUCGACGCGCUCGGCAAGGAGAAGUGGGAGAAAGUCAAGCAGAGCGAGAAGAGCGUUACCGCGACGUGCGGCAGCGGGAUGACCGCGGCCGUGCUCUGGCUUGCGCUCCAGCGCGCAGGCGUGACCGACAACACCGCCAUAUAUGACGAGGUGCGCCUGAUCCUCCAGUUCACACAGGUUGUCCAGCUAACCCUCUUGAAGAGCUGGACGGGCUACACCUCUCUCAUCCUCGCCUUCUCGCCUCGUAUGCCACCCGCUGGCCUGACUCAAGCCGCUUUUGAACGGGUUGGAGCCCAGAUCCGCACCCUCCAAGCCGCUCUGAGCGAGCUGGAGGGCAAAGGAUUUGGGUGCCCCACCUUGCUGAAGGCGGCAAAGGUCCUGCGCGACGAGUACGAGUUGUUAGCUUCUGCCGCUCCUACCACGCCUCGACCUGCUGCUUCGGCUCGUACCGGCACACCCACGCCCGCCAAGCCCGCCCCAAACAGCGUCGCCAUUGCCUCGAAACCGACGCGCCCCGACGCGACUACCCUGCCCUCGCCGCCCGUCUUGACCCUCGAGACGGUUGACGAGCGCAUCCAAGUGCACAUACAGCCCCUCCGCAUCGAACUCGAAGCGCUCAAAGCCUCCAGAGACGCCGCCGGCGCGACGCCGCCAACUCCACCCACCACCCCCCCUCAACCGCUCGAGGACACCUACGACGCCGCAGACCGGUCCUUCGCCGAGAUCGCAGCGUCCCCUCCCCUCUCCACGCCCUGGCCGCGACCCUCGCCCUCCCCGGCGCCGCCUAAGAAGACCGCAACCGAACCUGCCCCCAAUGCCAGCCACCUCGUCCACCUCUACGCCCAACCCUCCCUCACAACUGCCCGAGUCCGGCAGACUCUCGGCAUCCCAGCCUCCAUGCCAGUACGCCGAACGAACAGAGGAGACGUACUGGUCCAUCUCCCGGACGCCGCAGCCGCAUCCUUCCUCCGCUCCACAGCCGCCGCCGCCGGUUUCGCUCCCGCCACCCCUCUCGCCCUGUUCGGUCUGGUCGUACAUGGCGGCCCGAGAACCGAAGAAGCGGAGGAUGAGAUUGUUGAGGCAAUGGAGAGGAGGAUGGGAGAAGUCGGAGCCGUGCGGAGCGUCCGAGCGCUGCCUUCGAGGAAGUCGGGCGCGUUGUUCGGGUCGUACAUGGUGGUCCUGUGGAACAACGAGCACGUCAGCAACUUCCUGAAGGACGAAGGACGACUCUGGCUUGCCCCCACGGUCUGCGCGAGGUGCGAGAAGGCGAGGGGAAAGAAAGAGAUGACGCACGAGGCGGAAGCGGGCAAGCCGGUGGAGAGGACGGCGGGCAGCGCGAGGAUGGCGCUGGGCGAGUCGAAGAGCAUGGAGAAGGGCCCAGCAGAUGGGUACGAGUCGAAGAAGCGGGAGAAGAGCGAGGAGAAGAAGGAGAAGGACGAGCCGGCUCGCGCGCUUCUCGCUAAGUCCGGCGGGGGCUCGCUCGCAACUUCGUCCUCGCUCGUCGGGAACGGCUGCAACACGCCCAUUACAAUCACUACAACUUCCUCUACGCCCUCGAAUCCGUUCGAGCCCAGCCUCCCGCCCGAACUCUCCAACUUUGCCAUCGAGCGAUCCGUCGGCGACGACUUCGGCGUUGUUCUUGACGAGAUCCCGGAUUCUGCGGGUGCAAUGCGUCAGCAAGUAAGUCACCCUCCAGUCGAGUAUGCACCCCCACUGCUACACGCACCUGCAAAGUCAAACGGAGUUGAGACCCGCAUUAGCGAGGAACCUUCUUCCACCACAGAGACGAUGGACGCACCCGGCUUGCCGUCGCUCCGCGCACUCUCCAACGAACCCCACCGCAUCAUCGAGAAGCCGUCGACCGGCGACGCCGACCCCUCGAUCGCCGAUGUCCCCAUCGAAAAGCCCGGGACCGACAUCGUCAGAGCUGGUCUUGAGAAGAAGACGAUUCCUGCAGGUGCAAUGCGUCAGCAAGUAAGUCACCCUCAAGUCGAGUAUGCAGCCCCGGCGCUACACGCACCUGCGAAGUCAGACGGAGUUGAGACCCGCGUUAGCGAGGAACCCUCUCCAUCCGCAGAACCGAAGGACGCACCUCACUUGCCCUCGCUCCACGCGCCCACCAACAACCCCUACCGCAUCGACCUGACGCCCUCAACAGGAGCGUCCGCAUCAUCCACUUCCAACAUGCUCCUCGUUGGCGACUCGCCGCUCUCCCCGACACUUGCCGCCCGCCGCCAAUCCCCUUCGCCCUUCCUCGAGUUCGACACCACCAGCGGCAUAUGGUCGCACGUUCCCACGCCGCUCGUCGACCGCCCAACCCAGUACCGCACCAUGCCGAUCAUCGACUUCGAGUCGACGCCGAGCGAGGCAGACAAGUCCUGGGCGGACGAGACUGAGGAAGCGUUCCCGGUGGCAAAGGUAGUGGCAUCGAUGAACAAAAAAGAGAGGAAAGGGGAGAAGAGUGAAGAGGAGGAGAAAGGGUGGAAGAAAGUCGAGAAGGGGAAGUUGCGGAAGACGAAGCCAUUGCCGCCGGCGACGAAGAGAGCAAGCGACGGGAAGGAAGAGGGGAAGAGGAUGGCAACCAGGGCGCGUCGGAUUGUCCAGCCGAAGACGGAAGCGUUCCUGCGGACGAAGCCGAAAAACCUCAUCCGCCUCCGAAAAAACCCCAACCUUCCCACCACCGACCUCAUCCAAGAACCGCCGCGUCCCUUCAAACCCUUCGACAACGCCAACUGGCGCCUCAUCACCCCCCCACCAACCUCGCUGCCAGACGGCGAACCCGCCCCCAUCCGCAGCCUCAUCUUCAUCUCAAACCGCCUCGGACCGGCCGUCGCGUUGCAAGUCGCGGUGGAAUCAGGCGACGUUACUGCAGUCGACGUCGAGCUGCUGCACGGCGAAACAAUCCGCGUCAUCAACAUGUACAAUCCCUGCAACGAACGAGGAAAGGAGGUGAGAUACUUACCGUAUAACACAUCCGUCUCGACGGUGCUCCCGCCGCUACUCGCCUCAACCCCCAACUCCUCGCUCGUCGGCGUCGCCGGCGACUUUAACCUAUCGCACCCGGAUUGGGAUGAGUUAGUUGGCGACCCAGACGAAGCGGCGGAAGAAGCGGUACGCACCUUCGUCCACCACAACCUCGCCCACUACCUCCCACCCAACACCAUCACCAACCACCCCCACAACUCCCAACAUCGAAAGAAACCUCUCGACCUCGUCCUCGGCUCGCUGCGCGCAGAAGAACGAGUUGUCAGUUGCGGACUCGCCGAAGACCUCGAGUCCGGCUCCGACCACCGCCCCGUCCGACUCAUCCUCGCCCUCGAGACCACCACCUACUCCCCACCACCUCGUCGCGCCUUCCGCCGGACGGACCCCGCGAUCCUCGACCGCGCCUUCCGCGACGCGGCCGCCCAUCUCCCGACCUCCCCGCUUCUCACUGCCACCGACAUUGACCAACGAGCAGCCCAACUCACCAACGCGCUACAAACCGCCAUUUCCGCCGCUACGCCCUUCGCCCGGGCCCGAGCCGGACGAAUUGUUCCGUGGUGGGACGGCGAGCUGGCCGAAGCGAGCAAGGCGGCAAGAAGAGCGGCGAACCGAGCGUUCCGGAUGCGAGAGGCCGAUAGUCGAGAAGAGGAGGGAAGGGAGGCGUGGCGUGAGAAGAAGAGGCGAAGGAAUGAGGUGAAGGAGCUGAUGAGGAGGAAGAAGGAGGCGUGGGAAGAGAAGGAGAUGGCGGCGGUAACGGAAGCGACGCUGUGGUCGACGGUCAAGAAAAGCAUCAGCGAAGCCUGCACCGCCAACGCCACAACCCCGCCGCUUCGGAAGGGAGACGGUACUUACGCGACCUCCGCCCUCGACAAACUCACCCUCCUACGCCCGAUCCUCCUCCCGACCGUCCCUCCCAACUCUCUCAACGCGCCGACACCCGCUCAAUCACCCGCCACAAGCCCAACAACCCACCCUCCGCCCGGCUGCAAUCCUGACAUCCCAACUUUGCGCUGGCCGGAACCGCAACCUGCGAAGGCCGGGAUUGGGAGGAGAGUCAGCGGUGUUCAAGUAAGCCCUGAGUUUAUUGUCCAACCUACUACUCGAGAAGCAGACGACCGCCACGAGAGUGAGCCAAGACGUACCUGCGCAGACCCGACCGCGACGACGAAGAAGACGGUGAGGGCGACGACGAGGAAAGCGGCGGCGACGAUGGCGAAUACGGCGACGAAGGCAAAGAUGGCGAUGUCGAAGGCGACGACGAGCGACAAGACGGAGGGAGGAGAGGAGGGAGGAAGGGGAGGGUCGUUUCCUGAGGGUGAGGAACGUCAGCAAGUACGUUCUCACCGGUCGUAUUGCAACCCUCAAGGGGCUACGCACUCGAGUCGUUACGGAGUUGAAUCCCGCGCAAGCGAGGCCACCAUCACUCCCGCAGAAGCCGACGAGGACGUUCACGCCGAACCACCGACGCCCGCCUUGCCCUGGCCGGAGAUGCACGAGUGCGAAGUAGCGUCAGCAAUCAUGCAAGCCCGACCCUUCGCCGCCUGCGGACCUGACGAUGUACCCAACCACGUCCUCCAACUCCUUCUCCUUCUCCCGCUCCUCCUUCCGCAUCUCACCUCCCUCUACCGCACCUCACUCGCCCUCGGCCACCUGCCUCGAUCCUGGCGAGACGCUUCGUGCAUUGUCCUCCGCAAGCCCAAGAAACCGGACUAUCGCGAUCCGAAAGCGUACCGGAUGAUCGCUUUUGAGCGCUGCGUGGCAAAAGGACUGGAGCGAGUUGUCGCCGCCCGGCUGUCGCAUCUCGCCGAAUCACACGGCAUACUGCCGCAAUCACACUUCGGUGGUCGUCGCCGUCGCUCGGCGGAAGAUGCGGUGGUCUGCGUCGUCGAUGAGAUCAAGGGUCAGUGGCGGAACGGCAACGCGGUCAUCGGCCUCGCCCUAGACGUCUCCAAGGCGUUCCCAAGCGUCCAGACUGAACGACUCACCACAAAUCUCAAGAACCGCGGCCUGCCCGACUCCGCUUGCUCCUGGAUCCGCUCGUUCCUCAGCAACCGGACAUGCACCCUGCAGCUCGAAGGCGUCGUUAGCGAGACGAUUGAGUGGACCAGCGGACUGCCCCAAGGCUCACCUUUAUCGCCCAUUCUUUUCCUCGUCUACAACUCGCCGCUUCUCGAGUCCUGCGAAUCGGCGUCGACGUGCGGCUUUGGCUGGAUUGACGACGUGAACAUCUUGGCCUGGGGCAGAACAGUUGGCGAAGCGGUCAGCGCUAUGAAUGGGAUCGUCCCGCGACUAGAGGCAUGGUCCGACAGCCACUCGUCCGCCUUCGAACCCACGAAGACCGAGGCAACCAUCUUCCUCCCUUCCGCCCACGCCAUUCCCACAAAUACGCCCCAAGUCGUCCUCCGCGGCCACCACAUCGAGUUCAACCCGACCCUGACAAUGCUGGGAACGAAACUCGACUCACGGUUAUCCUUCCGCGACCACAUCUCCUCCUGCGCCGCCCGUGCCACAGUCUCAACGACGGCCGUAUCCCUCCUCACCCGCUCAAAGGCCGGCCUAGCGCCAAGACUGGCGCGCCAGCUCGUGGUAGCUUCCGGCGAGGCGCUCGAGAUUGAAGCAGGCCUGUUACCGAUCCACCUCCAACUCCAAAACCAGCUUUUUCGCCUCGCCCUGCGCGCUCUCUCCGCCUCACCCCAACAUCCGCUCCACGCCCGCGCUACCACAGCCCGCCGUCGUCCCGGACACGCCGCAUACCGUUCACCUUUCGACUUAGCCCUGACCAACCCACUCCUCCCGCCCGACCUCGUCGUCGAGACGAUCUACCCCGACCCGAUCCCGCCCUGGUCGCCCAACCCCGCCCCGCCCGUCGAACUUGCCCGCAGGAAGGAGAUUGGGACUCACGAGCACGAGAUAGUCGUCCGCGACCUCCCCCUCGGAUCCCUCCUCGUGUACACAGACGGGUCAAUGGGCGACUCGGGUACGGUUGGAGCAGGUGUCGCAGCGAAGUUGUGGGAAGGUGGAAGAGUGGUGAUGAGGGAAGGAGAAGCAGUCGAAGUCGAGCUGUGGCAGAGGGAGAGAAGGAGCAUGGGUCAGCGACAGACGGUCUACACCGGAGAACUCGAGGGCCUGCGCAUGGCACUCUCCUACCUGCUCGUUACCCAAACCGCUGACUCGCCCCUUACCGCCCUCAUAUCCCUCGACAACACCUCCGCCCUCGCCCACUCAACUGACCCGACCCCCUCGUCCGGCCAACACUUCCGCCUCGCCAUUCGGCAGGCGUUCGAGGAACUCCAACGCACCAGAAAGGAUAUCGCCGUGAGUCUGUCGUGGUCGCCAGGUCAUGUCGGGAUCGAGGGGAACGAGGUUGCGGAUGUCGAGGCGAAGGAGGCGGUGCGGGAGGAGGAGGAGUCAGCGAGGGCGCGGGAGGAGCGGACGAAGCUUAAGACGCACCUCAAGGGCCGUCUAGCCUUUGUACCAGCCAUGGCCAACCUGUCCAGCGAGUCAGAGGGCGACUCGAGUGAUUGGGAGGAGGAGAAGCGAGGAGCCCGCCAUCUCGCUAAGUCCAGCCACCCCGGUCGACGACCUCGCUUCGCCCCUUGCUUGACAGGCGACGAUGCUGGAUUUCCCGCUACAACUUCUGCUCUCUGGACCGCCCACAAGCGGGCCGUCACCGAGCGAUGGAACGCGGAAUGGGCGACAUCGUCACUUCCUCGCCCCCUCGCGAACGUCGUCAAGACGGCUUCCUCAGCUCACAAGUACUACGCCGGGCUCCCAAGACGUCACGCAACACUCCUCUGCCGCCUACGCACCGACGCGUCUGCGCUCAACAAACAUCGCGCCCGCUUCGACCCGUCCCGAUCCAACCUCUGCGAGUGCGGCGAGGUGGAGAGUCGGGAACACUUCCUGAUUCUCUGCCCGCUGUACGAGCAGGCACGCACCUCGUUCUACAAGCACAUUCGACUUCGUCAGACCCCUACAAUCGGCCUCCUCCUCGGCAACAUCGACUACCGCAUCCCUCUCCUCGGCUUCAUCGCAGCAACAGGUCGUUUCGAGCGCCUGACGGAGCCGGCGAAGGAUGAGGAGCAAGAAGGGGACAAGAAGAGAAGGAAGGCGGAGAACGGAGCGUAG